AAGCUUCCUGAUAUGGCUGAGAUUGAGAAAUCUGCCAGAUGGCAGUGGAAGGGGACAGAAACACAAGAGAAGAACCCACUAUCCACAAAAGAAACCACUAGAGAAGAGAAGCGAGCAGGUGAAUCGGAAUGA
This is a messenger RNA of Lutra lutra (Eurasian river otter), 132 nucleotides long. RefSeq names its product thymosin beta-4, Y-chromosomal-like. Gene Ontology annotation, biological process: actin filament organization. Bases 13 to 132 code for a protein of 39 amino acids. The transcript has a single exon. Gene Ontology annotation, molecular function: actin monomer binding. NCBI's taxonomy places the organism in Eukaryota, Metazoa, Chordata, Mammalia, Carnivora, Mustelidae. The record is from RefSeq and is a predicted model, not a curated record.